GGAAGUAGCCUUACAGACGCUUCACACUAGCUGCUAAGUGAAACAGUCAGCCCUUAUUGGCUUCAUUAAAGCUUAAAUGAAGCGUUAGACUUGAAACUCUUUAAUCGACAUUUGCUUCUCAAGGCUCCAUUUUCGGUGUAUAAUUAUAUUCUUCUUCAGUGGUCAUCAUGGGUGAGGUGGAGCUGUCCUGUCGUGCCUAUGUGAAGAUGUACCUGCACGCCUGUUUGUUUCCACGGUGCAGCAUCAACGGGCUGCUUCUGUCGUCCAGCUCGGCAGGUGGCGCUGUGUGUGUGACGGACUGUGUGCCGUUGCUGCACUCGCACCUCUCCCUGGCUCCCAUCACUCAGCUGGCCCUCACACAGGUGGAUGUGUGGUGUUCACAGACUCAGCAGAGGAUAGUGGGAUACUAUCAAGCCAACGCCUGCGUAUCAGAUAGUAGCCCGACACCAUGUGCACUGAAGAUAGCUGAUAAGAUUGCUGAGCAGUUUGACAAUGCAGUUUUGUUAAUGCUUGAUGGUAGUAAGAUGUCGCCAGACUAUCGGGUCCCUCCCAUCGUGAUGUACGAGCGCAAAGAUUCAAGAUGGAUGCUCAAAGACAAACACACGAUAAUGCUGAGACAGUGGGAGGAGACCCGGGCGAUAGCCAGUCAGAUGCUGGAGUCGGGCGAUCACACGCUAUUGGUGGAUUUUGACAGCCACUUGGACGACAUUACAAAGGACUGGACCAAUCAGAAACUUAACACCAAGAUAGCAGAGCUCGCCUCGCCGGCCAAUGGGAACAUCUAAGACGGAGACGUAGUGAGACCAGUUUGUACUAGAGCCCAGAUUUAUUUAUGUUCUGACCCAACGUCAUCGUCAUGUACAAAUGUGAUUUCUUUUUUCUUUUUUUUAUAACCCGACACAGCCACAUGUUCCACACAGAGUUUAGGAAGACGUUUAUUUUUAAUGCAUUUUCUUGACUGAACAGGGACAUAAGGACAUAACAUAGAACAUGCAUAAAUAACAGAAUAUUUACUGCUGAUUUUAAAGGAAAAAUCCACCUUAAAAAAAACAAACACCUGUAACACUGUUACUAAUCACCUGUGGUAUUUACAACUGGUCCUGUGUUGUCAUUUGAUGCUUAACUAUUGUUAUUCCUACAUGUAUUACAAGUAACGGCGGGUGGACAAAGUAACAGAAACACCUUUUUAAAAUACAGAAGCCCUGCAGUGAAUACUGGUGUGUCGAAGCUCAGAUGUUUGUUGAGUAGCAUUAGUUUUAGCCAGAUGUUCCUUAUAAACUGCCAACUGAGUGUUUAUCAUCAUUUGGUGCCUCAUCUUCUGAACUGAACUUAAAGGCAACAGUAAAUCCUGUUUAGUCACUAUUUUACACUUAAAUUUGUAACUGAUGCAGCAGCAGGUGUCAGCUGGUUUCUCUGUACGUCGCCUUCAUACCUCAAAUUUUUUUUUUUUUUUUUUAUAGAGGCCACACACGCACAUGCUUAUUUGACUUAACAUGACUCACUUGUGAAGCUGCCUUUUGUAUUUUCAGUUCACGAGUUCUUGCCUAAACUAAUCUUGUGACUUUCCAAGAGGAAAUGUUUUUAUAAAUCCGCCAGCUCUUGCCAAAAACAGCUAGCUGUGUUAAGAGGAACACAGACAUUUAACAGGAUAUUUGCUUCACAUUUUUGCCAAACUGCCACAUUAUAAAAAGGAGUAUAAAAGCUUCAUCACAGACAAACACUCUGAGCUUCAGCACAGUAUUUACUGCAGAGCUGCUGUAUUUAAUUAUAAGAUGCUUCUGUUCUUUUGUCCACCUCUUGUAAUCUACAACUAACAACUAGUAACUCUCAAAACACUAAUCAAGUUUUUCAGUAGGUUCAGUAAAUGCAACAUUAGCUUCUCCUGUAAUAAAAAAAAAAAAAAAA
Molecule: messenger RNA, 1905 nt
Organism: Seriola dumerili (greater amberjack)
Lineage: Eukaryota; Metazoa; Chordata; Actinopteri; Carangiformes; Carangidae
Gene: emc9
Product: ER membrane protein complex subunit 9
Exons: 6
Coding region: 168-785 (205 amino acids)
Cellular component (GO): EMC complex
Source: RefSeq, a predicted model, not a curated record